Messenger RNA from Saccostrea echinata, 2333 nucleotides. RefSeq names its product choline transporter-like protein 1. Gene Ontology annotation, molecular function: transmembrane transporter activity. Gene Ontology annotation, cellular component: membrane. The transcript is spliced from 18 exons. The record is from RefSeq and is a predicted model, not a curated record. The coding region runs from base 76 to 2010 and encodes 644 amino acids. Gene Ontology annotation, biological process: transmembrane transport. NCBI's taxonomy places the organism in Eukaryota, Metazoa, Mollusca, Bivalvia, Ostreida, Ostreidae.
CAGAUUUUUGGCGGAAAUGAACAGCUGUUUUUGUCUGGGAUGAACCAUGACUUGAUUUUCUGAACUGUGUCUGUGAUGGGAUGUUAUGGAGGGAGUUACCGUGUGACGCCAUAUUCGGGUCCAGGGAGCGCGGCCCCGGAAUUUUCUGGCCCUCUUCAGAAGAGGUCUUGUCGUGACGUGGUAUGUUUGUUGGUGUUCUUGUUUGCCCUGGGGGGUGCGGGCUAUGGAGGGUACUUGGCCGUCAGCCUGGGGGACCAGGACAGACUUGUUUACGGUGUGGAUAGCUGGGGGAACGUCUGUGGAAAACGUAACAAGGAAAUAGAGGGUGUGCCAAGAUCAGGAAAGGACUGCACAAAUCUGAGGAAUCUGUUUUUCUACGAUAAGUCAAUAUUUGCCAAUUACGUGCCCGGUGAUUAUAUAACUGUGGAUACAACAGCACUUUGUGUUAAAACAUGUCCGACUUACCCGAUAAGCAGUGUGACAGAACUACAGGGUUUCUACAACAACACAGGUUCCAGUUUGUGCUGGUAUGACGUGCCACGUGAGGCCUAUUUUGACGGGAACUCCAAUGGACGCGACAGAUGCCCCAGAUUGCCGAUAGAAACCCACGAGUCCAUUCUAUUCCGUUGUAUACCAAAGUCUUUCAACCAACCUUUUGAGAUUUUGACAAGUGCCAUCAACGACAUCCUCAACAAAAUCGAUCCAAACUUUGCCGAGAAAUGUGUAUCCGAUCUGAAGAAAACAUGGCGAGAAAUUUGCUACUUAUCUGCGACAGCAUUGGGUGUAUCGCUGGCUAUCGUGAUUCUCCUGCGAUUUAUCGCUGGUAUCGUGAUCUGGUUGAUGGUCAUUUUACUUGGACUCGGCAGUGUUGUUGGGACAGCCCUUUGUUGGUAUCAUUACUACGAGCUACAGGGAAGUCCACAACAUACAGAGGAGGCAGAGAAAUGGUUGAUUGGUUCUAUUUCCGGUACCGUUGUCAUGGUGAUUGUGUUGUUGAUCCUGUUGGUGAUGAGGAAGAGGAUUGCUCUGGUUGUCCAAUUAUUUAAGGAGGCGAGUCACGCGGUCUCAAGUAUUCCAUUUUUGUUGAUUCAACCGCUCUGGACAUUAACCAUAUUCCUGGGAAUAGUCACUCUUUUCUCCUAUAUCUUCCUCGGAAUGGAAUCCGCUGGUCACCCUAGCAUAUCAAACACCACAGGAUAUGUGUCCUUUAAAGAAGAUGAAACAGUAAAAGUUCUGAAAUGGUACCACGUGUUUGCUGGUAUCUGGACUAUACAGUUUGUAUUUGCCUGUGAGAAAAUCAUCAUGGCUGGUGCUGUGGCUGUAUGGUACUUUCAAAGGGACUCCGGAAUGCCAUCCUUCCCAAUUCUGUUGUCAAUCAAACAACUCAUCAGAUACCACCUUGGAUCCGCCGCUUUUGGAUCAUUCAUCAUCACUCUUCUAGUUUUCGUCAACUGGAUAUUGGCUUUCAUACAUAAAAAGGUGAAGAACAGUACCGGAUCAGUGGGAGAUUUUCUGAUGAAAUGUUUCCGCUGCUGCUUCUGGUGUUUUGAGAAAGCCAUUAAAUUCAUCAACAGUAACGCCUACAUCGAGAUAGCCAUUCUAGGAGAGAGUUUCUGUCACAGUGCCCAACGCGCCCUUAAGAUCAUUGUCUCCAACUCCCUACGAUUGGCCGCCAUCAAUUCUGUUGGCAACUUUACUUUGUUUCUAGGAAAGGCGGGAACUGUUGCUAUAGUAGCGGUCAUUGGCAUGGAGAUUUUGGCGUUGAGAUCUGACGUCAUUUAUCCAUGGUUACCUAUCACACUCUCCUGCCUUAUAGCCUUUGUCAUCGCCAACUGUUUGAUUGGAGUAUAUGAGUUAUGUAUCGAUACGAUCUUUGUCUGCUUCUGCGAGGACUGCGAGAGAAAUGACGGCGGAGAGAGACCGUACCACAUGUCCACUGGUCUGCUGAAAUUCGUCACUGGUUCACAUGGUGAAAAGACUAAGCAUAUACCAGAACAUCCUCCAAAAUGAUGUCAAAGCCAAGCCAUUUCACUAAUACAGCGGAACAGGUGCUUGUUUUCAUGGAAAAUGGAAACACGAUUCAGUUUUUCCUCAUGAAGCAAUAUCUGGAGCCAGCGAUUUUAUUAAACGCCUUACAGUUCAUUGUUUGGUGGGUGGUUUGUAGGGAAUGAGUUAGCAGGUCUAGAGAGUGAUAUCUUGUUUAUAUCUCAAAGUUUCAUCCAUUCUCCUAUGAAACUGCUCGCAAUGAAUGCUGUGAUAUAUAAUGCUUUGUCAACAUUCAGGGGUCGUCAACAGGAUGUCAUUUGAACCUAUAUGUUUUAUAUAUUUUAUUU